Molecule: messenger RNA, 1917 nt
Organism: Acomys russatus (golden spiny mouse)
Lineage: Eukaryota; Metazoa; Chordata; Mammalia; Rodentia; Muridae
Product: long-chain-fatty-acid--CoA ligase ACSBG2-like
Exons: 12
Coding region: 1-1917 (638 amino acids)
Cellular component (GO): endoplasmic reticulum; membrane
Molecular function (GO): long-chain fatty acid-CoA ligase activity
Source: RefSeq, a predicted model, not a curated record
AUGACCAUCCCCGAGCUGUUACAGGAGUCUGUCGAGCGGUUCAGCGCUUACCCAAUCCUAGCCUCGAAGAAUGGCAAGAAGUGGGACAUCCUGACAUUCAGCCAGCUCUACGAAGCGUGUCGCAAGGCAGCCAGGUCGCUGAUCAAGCUGGGCCUGCAACGCUUCCACAGUGUUGGCAUCUUGGGCAUUAACUCCCCCGAGUGGAUCAUUGCUGCCCUGGGCUCCAUCUUGGCUGGGGGCUUCUAUGUUGGUAUUUAUGUCACCAACUCGGCCGAGGCUUGCCAGUACGUCAUUAAUCACGCCAACGUGAAUGUCUUAGUGGUGGAGAACAGCCAACAGCUGCAGAAAAUCCUGUUGAUUCCACCAGACAAGAUGGAGUCUGUGAAAGCCAUUGUGCAGUACAAAUUGCCCUUGAUGGAAACCGACAGGAAACCUGUACUCUGUGAGUGCGGGGUGGGAGGGGCUGGCCUGUGGGAAGGGCAGGUUUGUGGGGCGGGGCUAUUGGAGAGGGUGGGGCAUGUGAGAGGGCGGGGCCUGUUGGCAGAGCCUGCUGAGCUGGGGAACAGCAUCCCCAACGUGCAGCUGGAUCGGAUCAUCUUAAGCCAGAAGGCCACCAGUGGUGCGGUCAUCAUCUACACCUCAGGGACCACAGGAAACCCCAAAGGGGUGAUGCUGAGCCACGACAAUAUCACGUGGACAGCAGGGGCUAUGGCACGUGUGGUGGAGGCGAGCCACGUCAUGGGCAAGCAGGAAACAAUAGUCAGUUACCUGCCCCUCAGCCACAUCUCAGCCCAGAUACUGGACAUGUGGACCGCCAUCAAAGUAGGGGGGCUUACUUUCUUCGCUCAACCAGAUGCACUCAGGGGCACCUUGAUAUUCACUCUUCAGGAGGUAAAGCCUACAAUUUUCCUGGGGGUGCCACGAGUCUGGGAAAAGAUGCAGGACACUAUCAAGGAGAAUGUGAGCAGGUCCUCCAGCCUGAGGAAGAAGGCGUUUGCGUGGGCGAAGUUACUUGGCUUGAAAGUCAACACCAAACGGAUGCUGGGGAAACAAGACAUCCCCAUGAACUACCGUAUGGCAAAGGCCCUGGUGUUCACGAAGGUCAGGACCUCCCUGGGCCUGGAGCACUGCCACACCUUCUUAAGUGGGGCUGCGCCCCUCUCCCAGGAGGUCUUGGAGUUCUUUCUCAGCCUGGACAUCCCCAUUGGUGAGAUCUACGGGAUGAGUGAAUGCUCUGGACCCCACUCGAUCUCCUCCAAGACCAACUACAGAGUUCUGAGCUGCGGCAAGGUUCUUGACGGCUGCAAGAGCAUGUUGUACCAGCAGAACAAAGAUGGCAUUGGUGAGGUGUGCAUUUGGGGCCGGCAUGUCUUCAUGGGCUACCUGGACAGGGAGGAAGACACACUGGAUGCCCUCGAUGACAACGGCUGGCUGCAUUCUGGGGACAUGGGCCGCCUGGACAGUCACGAUUUUCUCUAUAUCACUGGCCGCAUCAAAGAAAUCCUGAUCACGGCUGGUGGCGAGAAUGUGCCCCCCAUCCCCAUCGAGACCCUAGUGAAGGAGAAAAUUCCCAUCAUUAGCAACGCCAUGCUGGUGGGCGACAAGGCCAACUUCCUGGGCAUGCUGUUGACAAUCAAGUGCGAGACAGACAAGAUGAGUGGAGAGCCUCUGGACACAUUGAACAUGGAGGCUCUCAGUUUCUGCCAGUCCCUGGGUAGCCCGGCAGCCACCGUGUCAGACAUUGUGAAGCUUCGAGAUCCGCUGGUCUACACCGCCAUCCAGUGCGGCAUAGACCUCGUGAAUCAUGAGGCGGCCUCCGAUGCCCAGAGAAUUCGGAAGUGGACCAUCUUGGAGAAGACUUUUCCAUCCAGGGCUGAGAGCUGGGGCCGACAUCAAAACUUAAGAGACGUGUCAUAG